AUGAAGCCAACUAUCAGCUCGAGUACAGCCUCUUCAGCUCAGAGGAGAAACAGCACCGGAGGAUUGACAGAGAAGAAGCCGAUCAAAAGACCGGAAAAUGGCACCACAGUCAUCGGGAAAAAAGCUUUCCUUCUACUUAGAGAGGUAGUAGAGGGCUGUCACUGCCUUCUAAUAGCCCGAAAGUCCUGUCACCUCGCGUUAUCUGCAAGGGCUCUAAGUGGCAAAUCAGACUCCACAUCAAGCGCAACUACUGCUACCUCUUCUUUGAAGAAGGCCCCUUCACCUACCUUGGAUAGUUCUACUGCAAGAAGUAGGCUUAAAAGGACGCCUUCAAGUGUUUCUUCUCCACGCACGCCUUCAGGUACAAGUAGCUUCAAGUCGGGGUCUUUGUCUGCAUCGGUGGAUAGAGGCUCGUCUUUAUCGGGUCGAAGGAAGACAUCAACUCCGGAUAGUCGGGAGGCUCGAUUCAUGAUGCUGCCACAGGUGGACGUCAAAGCAGGAGAUGAGCUGAGACUAGAUUUACGGGGCCAUAGAGUUCGUAGUCUUAGUGCCACGGGGUUGAACUUGUCACCGAAUUUGGAGUUUGUUUAUCUCAGAGACAACCUGCUGUCAUCUGUGGAGGGAAUUGAGAUAUUGAAGCGAGUGAAGGUUCUUGAUCUGAGUUUUAAUGAUUUCAAGGAGCCCAGAUUUGAGCCUCUUGGGAAUUGCAAGGCCCUGCAGCAACUUUAUCUUGCUGGGAAUCAAAUUACAUCACUUUCUAGCCUUCCUCAAUUUCCUAAUCUGGAGUUUUUAUCUGUUGCUCAAAACAGGUUGAAGUCUCUUGCUAUGGCAAGUCAGCCUCGCCUGCAGGUACUGGCUGCAAGUAAGAACAAGAUAUCAACUCUAAAGGGGUUCCCGCAUUUACCAGUACUUGAGCAUUUGCGGGUGGAGGAAAAUCCUAUACUGGAGAUGCCUCAUUUGCAAGCUGCUUCCAUAAUACUUGUUGGCCCUACUCUAAAGAAGUUCAAUGACCGAGAUCUUUCGUCAAAGGAGCUUGAAAUCGCGAAGUUAUACCCUCCCCACACAGCUUUAUGCAUUAGGGAUGGCUGGGAGUUUUGCCGUCCAGAGCUUGCUGCAGACUCAUCCUUCUCAUUCCUUCUUGAACAAUGGAAGGAUCACUUUCCCCUAGGUCACGUGCUUAAAGAAGCCUUCGUUGAUCCACCUUUUGAAGAAGAUGCAUGUCGCUGCCACUUUAAACUUGUUAAUCCGAGCUGCGAUUCUGAGUUGGUUCUUAGAUAUCAGUGGUAUGUUGGAGACAAGACCCCAACUAACUUCGUGGCUAUUGAUGGUGCACUAGGCGAGGUAUACAUGCCAAGACAUGAAGAUAUUGGAAAAUUCCUGAAGGUCGAGUGUGUUCCAGUAUUAGAGGAGACAGAGUACCCCUCUAUAUAUGCUAUAUCACCACCUGUUUCUCCGGGGACUGGAUACCCGAAAGUUUUAAACUUAAAGGUGACUGGUGACCUUGUCGAGGGAAAUGUGAUAAAGGGAUCUGCUGAGGUUGCAUGGUGUGGUGGCACACCAGGGAAAGGUGUAGCAAGUUGGUUGAGACGGCGCUGGAAUAGUAGUCCUGUUUUGAUAGAUGGGGCUGAAGAUGAGGAGUAUCGGUUGACUGCAGAUGACAUUGAUUCAAGCUUGGUUUUUAUGUACACCCCUGUAACAGAAGAAGGGGCCAAGGGAGAACCACAGUAUGCAAUGACAGACUUUGUUAAAGCAGCCCCACCAUCAGUCAAUAAUGUGCGGAUUCUCGGGGAUGCUAUUGAAGGGAAUACAAUUAAAGGACUUGGGGAAUAUUUUGGAGGAAAAGAGGGUCCAAGCAAAUUUGAGUGGUUGAGAGAGAGCAAGGAAACUGGUGGUUUUGUGCUAGCAUCAUCAGGUACCACUGAGUAUGUAUUGACCAAGGAAGAUGUAGGACGAUGCCUGAAAUUUGUUUAUAUUCCUAUCAAUUUUGAAGGGCAGGAUGGGGAAUCAGCCUCUGCAAUGACAGAGAUUGUAAAGCAAGCGCCGCCCAAAGUGAACAAUUUGAAGAUAGUUGGUGAUCUUAGGGAAGGGAGUAAGGUUACUGUCACUGCUAUAGUUACUGGAGGAACUGAGGGAUCCAGCAGGGUCCAAUGGUUCAAAACAAGUUCACCAAAGCUCAAUGGUGAAAAUGACCUGGAAGCUGUUAGUACGUCCAAAAUUGCAAAGGCAUUUCGUAUUCCCCUUGGUGCUGUUGGAUGUUACAUUGCUGCAAAAUUUACUCCUAUGGCUCCUGAUGGUGAAACUGGAGAACCAGCAUAUGUGAUAGCUGAAAAAGUUGUCGAAACUCUUCCACCAAGCCUAAAUUUCCUGUCAAUCACUGGUGAUUAUUGUGAGGGUGAAAUGUUGACUGCGUCAUAUGGAUAUAUUGGGGGUCAUGAAGGCCACAGCGUGUACAAUUGGUAUCUUCAUGAAACAGAAAGUGAUGCAGGAACAUUGAUACGUGAGGCAUCAGGUCUUCUUCAGUAUCGCAUGACGAAGAAUGAUAUUGGCAAGUUUGUUUCAUUUAAAUGCACUCCUAUACGCGAUGAUGGUACUGUUGGUGAACCAAAAACUUCCUUUGGACAGGAACGAGUUCGUCCAGGAAGCCCAAGAUUGCUUUCUCUCCAAAUAUUGGGUGACUGUGUUGAAGGAACCACACUGAUUGCUGAGAAGAAAUACUGGGGAGGAGAAGAGGGUGAUUCAGUUUUUCAGUGGUUUUUGACUAAUUCUGAUGGUGAACAUAGUGAAAUUGAAGGCGCACGAACUGCAAGAUAUACUUUAUCACGGGGUGAUGUUGGCUCUCAUGUAUCUGUUUCAUGUGAACCUGUUAGAAGUGAUUGGGCACGAGGUCCUGUGAUGCUUUCUGAACAAAUUGGCCCCAUUGUACCUGGUCCACCAAGUUGCCAAUCACUCGAAUUUGUAGGUUCAAUGGUUGAGGGAGGCCGCUUGAGCUUCAAAGCCACAUACAGUGGAGGUGAAAAAGGAGAUUGCACCCACGAAUGGUAUCGAGUAAAAGAAAAUGGUAGAAAGGACAAACUAAUUGCUGAUGAGUUUCUUGAUUUGACUAUUGAGGAUGUGGAUAGGUGCAUUGAGCUUGUUUUCACGCCUGUGCGGAAGGAUGGAGUAAGAGGAUCUGCAAAGACUGUUGUCUCAAGUGUCAUCGCUCCUGCGGAUCCAAAGGGUACUAAGCUUAUGAUUCCAAGCUGUUUUGAAGACAAGGAAGCUGUUCCCAUAAAACAUUAUUAUGGUGGGAAAGAAGGCACUGGGGAGUAUAUAUGGUACAGAGUCAAGGAUAAAAUUGAACCAGAGUUGCUGAAUAGCAUUAUUGCUUCUGAAGAUGCUCUUAUUGUUGGGAAGACCUUAACCUAUACACCUUCGCUUGAUGAUAUUGGCUCUCAUUUAGCUCUUCAAUGGUUGCCUACACGUGUUGAUGGAAAGCUUGGAGAACCACUUUUUUCAGUUAGCAAUGAUCCAGUCAUGGCAGCUCUCCCAGUUGUUUCUGAUGUUUUCUUAAAGGAAAUAAGUUCUGGCGUUUAUGCUGGAGAAGGCAAAUAUUAUGGUGGUUAUGAAGGAUCAAGCUUGUAUAGCUGGUACAGGGAAACUAAUGAAGGGAAUCUUAUUCUUAUUAGUGGAGCAACUUCUACCACUUACGAAGUUACAGAUUCUGAUUACAACUGCCGUCUAUUGUUUGGCUAUACCCCUGCUCGCUCGGAUUCUGUUGUUGGGGAACUCAAAUUGUCAGAGCCAUCCAAUAUAAUUCUUCCAGAACUCCUAAGAAUUGAGAGAUUCUAUUUCAAUGGAAAAGAAAUUGAAGGAGGAAUACUUACUGCAGUUGAGGUUAUUCCACAUAGUGAGAUUCAACGACAUAUUUGGAGCAAAUACAAGAAAGAUAUUAAAUACCAAUGGUUUUAUUCAAUAGGAACAGGAUCACAUCAAUCAUUUGAACAAUUGCCUUCACACUGCUCUAGCUCAUAUAAGGUCCGAUUUGAAGACAUAGGCCGUUGCCUGAAAUGUGAAUGCACUGUUACAGACAUGUUUGGAAGGUCAAGUGGACCUGUUUCAGCAGUGACCUCUCCCAUAUUACCAGGGAUUCCCAAAAUUGAUAAGCUGGAAAUUGAGGGAAGAGGUUUCCACACAAACUUAUAUGCUGUUCGCGGUGUGUAUAGUGGAGGAAAAGAAGGAAAGAGCAAAAUUCAAUGGCUCAGAGCAAUGGUCGGAAGCCCUGAUCUUAUCUCUAUACCUGGUGAAAUUGGGAGGAUGUAUGAAGCUAAUGUAGAUGAUGUGGGCUACAGGCUCGUAGUUCUUUAUACUCCAAUUAGGGAGGAUGGUUUAGAGGGGGAGCCAAGUUCUGCAUCAACUGAACCAAUUGCCGUUGAGCCAGAUGUUUACAAGGAAGUUAAACAGAAGACGGACUUGGGAUCUGUAAAAUUUGAGGUAUUGUGUAACAAGGAUCCGAUGCCAAAGAAGGGAGCCGGAGUUGGAAAUCUUGAGAGAAGAGUUCUAGAAGUUAACAGAAAAAGAGUCAAGGUUAUAAAACCUGGUUCUAAGACGUCUUUUCCCACUACUGAAAUUCGGGGAACUUAUGCUCCUCCUUUUCAUGUGGAGCUUUAUCGAAAUGACCAGCACCGGUUCAAAAUUGUUGUCGACAGUGAGAAUGAAGUUGACCUGAUGGUGCAAACCCGGCACAUGAGGGAUGUAACCGUCCUUGUUAUGAGGGGACUUGCACAGAGAUUUAACAGCACCUCCCUCAAUUCCUUGCUCAAGAUAGAGACAUGAACUAAACGGGAACUGUUUUAUUGUGCAGAAAGUAUCAGUGUUGGAGUUUGACAGGGUUUGGGUUUGUGUUUGUGCAGUAGUGAUCAGGUUGCAUCUCCACUUUUUAGAGGUGAAGAGUAUUUGAUGUAAAUUAAGAUGUGCUUUCUUCACAAGGGUUGUGUGUGUACUCUCUUCCCCCUCAACUUGAUUCAUACCAUGUGUAUCAUCAAAUUAUUUUAUUAACAUUUACCUUUGAACUA
Molecule: messenger RNA, 5051 nt
Organism: Asparagus officinalis (garden asparagus)
Lineage: Eukaryota; Viridiplantae; Streptophyta; Magnoliopsida; Asparagales; Asparagaceae
Product: 187-kDa microtubule-associated protein AIR9
Exons: 37
Coding region: 1-4812 (1603 amino acids)
Cellular component (GO): plasma membrane; plasmodesma
Molecular function (GO): protein binding
Source: RefSeq, a predicted model, not a curated record